Paecilomyces variotii is the source of this 1394-nucleotide messenger RNA. RefSeq lists its product as hypothetical. The coding region runs from base 154 to 1338 and encodes 394 amino acids. NCBI's taxonomy places the organism in Eukaryota, Fungi, Ascomycota, Eurotiomycetes, Eurotiales, Thermoascaceae. The transcript has 2 exons. The record is from RefSeq and is a predicted model, not a curated record.
CCUUCAGACUGUAUAUUCGCGGCCACAUAGUUUACCAUUGACCUAAGACCGAGUUCUGCGGUCGCUUAUUUUCAGCACCAGAUCAGAUAUAAUCUAGGAGGUAUUAGAUUUAUACGGAUGCAUUUCUAGAGCAGACGCGACGCUACGCUCGAGAUGUUAUCUGCAGAGAAAAAGCGUUUGCGAGAUAGGCGGGCCCAGCAGACCUUUCGCACCAAGAGAGUACAACAAAUGAUUAGGCUCAAGGAACAGGUGGCGUAUUGCGAACAACAUCACGAUGACCAAGGCACGCAACAACUUCUUCAGACGAUCCAAAGCCUUAGGGAGCAAAAUGCAGUUUUAAUUCAGCGACAGGAACGGCUACGGUCACUUAUCCUAGCAUGGGAUGACGACUACCCCGUUAAUCUUCUUACGCGGAAUUUUCCUGGUGUUGGACAGACCAGUCAGGAGGAGGUGAUACAAGGAGCCCUGAAUUACAGGGAGGAGAACUUACUAAGACCACCGGUCUCAGAGGAUACUAAUCCUGAUUCGAUGGGAUCUAUUAAUGUCAAUGAACCCUCUGGUCUUCUCAACUCUACACCCAUGUCCGCUUCAGCACCACCAGUGGCCCAAUCGUCAGUAUCUUCCCCGGCGGCUGUCCUUACAUCGCCUAUGCCGGGCCAGUGUCUACCAUGGAAACUUCUCCCACUGAAUGACGAUGAUUUCUCUUCUUCCGAGAGCAUCUCCCUCCCUUGGUUCGCUUAUCCGCAACGCAUCGCUUCAUCUGCGGAUUCCCCCUUGUCGCCUCUCGACUUUCUCUACGGCACCAGGGAGAAUUUCUUAUCUGAUAUGAUCCAUAUGGUCAUCCGCAGGCGGCCGUUAAGGGAUCCAGAGCGCCUCGCUAUUGGCUGGACCGCGUAUCAUCUCACCAAAUGGCUCUUCUCUCCUGGCCCUACCACGUACGCGAGGCUUCCAGAGUUCUCGAGACCAAUUCUGGGACAGACGCAGAUUCCGCAUCCGAUGGCUCUGGAUUUCAUUCCCUGGCCUAGGGUACGCCUGAAUCUCAUUCAGCGAUGGCAUGUCUAUCGCGAGAGACGCGAUGAGCUGUUCGGGAUGUUAGCAAUCUGUGUCAAGGUCCGCUGGCCAUGGGGCGAGAAUAUCCUCGAAAGGAACGAGCGCAAUGAGCUUUGCAUCCGACAAAGCUUCUACGACACGUUCAUGAGUGAGAGCGGCUGGGGCCUUACUUCGGAAUUUAUCAAUAAGUACCCUGAUCUUGUUGCUGGGGCUGACCUUGCAUCUAUCAUUUAUGAGUAUAAGUGUCCUAUAUGCAAGUCUAUAUUACGGUCUAUAUUCAGAUUAUGAGAUUUGCUAUACAUACGACUUCUAACAGGUGGAGACAUGCUCUCAGUCAUGACCCG